Messenger RNA from Terrapene triunguis (Three-toed box turtle), 1694 nucleotides. RefSeq names its product transcription factor Sox-17-alpha-like. Gene Ontology annotation, molecular function: RNA polymerase II cis-regulatory region sequence-specific DNA binding; DNA-binding transcription activator activity, RNA polymerase II-specific. NCBI's taxonomy places the organism in Eukaryota, Metazoa, Chordata, Testudines, Emydidae. Bases 126 to 1325 code for a protein of 399 amino acids. Gene Ontology annotation, biological process: anatomical structure morphogenesis; positive regulation of transcription by RNA polymerase II; angiogenesis. The record is from RefSeq and is a predicted model, not a curated record. The transcript is spliced from 2 exons.
CCGAGCCAGGGGAGAGGGGGCUGGUCGGAGCAGACGGUCCUUUUCCUCCCAGCUGUUGCCCGGGGAGGGGUCGGAGGCGGGUCCGGUUCAGCCCGGCUCCUCCCGGUGGCUCCGGCUGCCCCGAGAUGAGCAGCCCCGAUGCGGGCUACGCCAGCAGCGACGACCAGACGCAGGCAAGGUGCUCGCUCCCCAUCAUGAUGCCGGCCCUGGGCCCCUGCCAGUGGGCAGAGUCCCUGAGCCCCCUCGGAGACGCCAAGGUGAAGAGUGAGGCGGCCCCGGCGGGGGCUGCGAGCAGCCGGGCCAAAAGCGAGUCCCGCAUCCGCCGGCCCAUGAACGCCUUCAUGGUGUGGGCCAAGGACGAGCGCAAGCGGCUGGCGCAGCAGAACCCGGACCUGCACAACGCGGAGCUCAGCAAGAUGCUGGGGAAGGCCUGGAAGGCGCUGUCGCUGGCGGAGAAGCGGCCGUUCGUGGAGGAGGCGGAGCGGCUGCGGGUGCAGCACAUGCAGGACCAUCCCAACUACAAGUACCGGCCGCGCCGGCGGAAGCAGGUGAAGCGCCUGAAGCGCGUGGAAAGCGGCUUCCUGCCGCACGGGCUGGCGGAGGCGCCGGGCGCCGGGCUGGCCAGCGAGGGCAGCAGGAUGUGCGUGGAGAGCCUGGCCCUGUCCUACCCGGAGCAGGGCUACGCCGCCGUGCAGAGCGCGCUGCCCCCGGCGCUGGGCCACUACCGGGACUGCCAGCCCCUGGCUGCCGCCUUCGACGGCUACAACCUGCCGACCCCGGACCCCUCCCCGCUGGACGCGGCGGAGACCGAGCCGGGCUUUUUCACGCCGCCCCUGCAGGACGAGUGUCAGCUGGCGCCCUACGGCUACCCCGCGGCCGAGUACCCCGCGCACGGGGCCGAGAGCCAGGCCAGCGCCGCGCUCCGCAGGCACCUGCCCCGCGCCGAGCCGCUGGGGCAGCUCAGCUCCCUGCAGAGCCUGCUGGGCUGCCAGGGCCCCCUGCACGCCUACUACGGGCAGCUGUGCCCGCCCGCCGGCCCGGCCCGCGCUCCCCAGCUCCCACCGCAGCCCUGCCAGCCCUCGCCGCCGCCCGAGGCGCAGCAGUGCAGGGAGUCGCUGGAGCACCUGUCGCAGGACGAGCUGCUGGGCGACGUGGAUCGCACCGAAUUCGAGCAGUACCUGCACUUCGCCUGCAAGCCCGAGCUAGGGCUCCACUUCCAGGGCCACGAAGCCGGCCUGCCCGCCCCAGAGGCCCACGGGCCCAUCUCCUCGGUGGUUUCGGAUGCAAGUACUGCUGUGUAUUACUGCACUUACCCAGACGCCUAAGAGACACUGUCACUCCCAGCGCUCUCGCUGUGUGAAGUAGCUGGGAGUGUGUGGCGGACUCCCUGGUGAUGGGAAGCCUUGUACAGAAGGGUGUGUGCUUUGCUCCUAUUUAUGUAAUUUAUUGGAAUCUUGAGAACUGACAAGUGACAGAGACCCACUCAAGGUUUGAAAGACAGCUCUCCAUCUGAUCCCCAAGUGGUGCAAUUCUAGUGUUUCACCCUGAACUGAAAAUUAAAACUAUUUAAACUUCAGAUAGCUGCACAGUUGGACUGUAACUUAUCAGCUCCUGGAAGAGUUCCCGAUGCUGUUUAAAAUGUUGUGACUGUUCAAUUUUAUACAUAUGGAAUUUGGGUUUUGUACAGACUAAUU